Molecule: messenger RNA, 2131 nt
Organism: Bombus impatiens (common eastern bumble bee)
Lineage: Eukaryota; Metazoa; Arthropoda; Insecta; Hymenoptera; Apidae
Product: aldose 1-epimerase-like
Exons: 7
Coding region: 926-2122 (398 amino acids)
Biological process (GO): beta-D-galactose catabolic process via UDP-galactose, Leloir pathway; glucose metabolic process
Molecular function (GO): aldose 1-epimerase activity; carbohydrate binding
Source: RefSeq, a predicted model, not a curated record
GCGCUUUCCUCGGGGAUGCGAAUGCCUUCGCGGCUCUCCAUUUUCCUUCUUCCAUUUUUCACGUCCCUGCGCCCUGUUUCUCUACGACACCUCGGGGCCUUUCCGCUCUCGACACUCUGUGUCUCUCUCCCACCCCCGUAACGCUUACGCGUUCGGUCCUUCGUGACAACCGGAGGGAUGGAUGACUCGUCAGAACGGUGACGAAGCGUUAAAACGAGACGCGCUUGUCGGAUUUGUGUCGCUCGCUUGCAACCACGAUAAUACCCUGAUUUCGCGUAAUGGGUUUUGCUCGUAGUUUGUCGCUUUCUGAUUCUCUCUCUCUCUCCCUUUUUCCCUCUCUCUUCCUCUCUCCGCCUUCUAUCUGUCUGUCUCUUAUUCGUAUUCCACCUGAAAAUCGCGAAUUCUUUUGUGGAACUGAUGACACUUUGUGCGGUGUUCGCGUAUACACACGCCUCGUUUCUUCUCGGAGCGCUUUCGAGAAAACACUUCCCUUUGAGGAGUUCCGGCGAGGAGCUAUAAGAAUCGCGGAAAGAGAGUGUCGACGCUGAUGAAUUCACGAACUCUUCGUUUCUGACACGCCGUCUAAAUGUUUGAAAAUGCAUUUCUCGGAGCAAGGAAUUUCCUUUCGGAAAAUGUCUUCGUGUAAGAAUAAAUCGUGGAUUCUUUUCUUUGAUGCAUCAUUGUGUACGACUGACACUCGCUUUCUUCUUCCUCUUUCUCGACGCGAAGUUGCUGCUCUUUCGAACAGGUAUUUCGGUUUCGUAACCUCGUUGGAUGAUCGACGGUCAAAAUUGUCCGUGAAAACAGGUCGGCUGAAUGGCUUUUUAACCGGGAAAUCGAAAAAGUGGAGAUGCAAGCGGGCUAAAUUGUCCGUUGAGGAUUAAAUCGUUCGGAAAAGAGAGUAAAUUCGUGUUCACGUUGCAUCAUGUCCGUAGCGGAAACAUUUAUCGAGGAAGAUGGUUUUGGGCUCGUUCCCAGGCCAGAUCGUAAUAAAUAUAAUAAACCAUUCGAAAUUGUUAGAAGAUACACAAUGACGAACAAACACAAAGCAUCGGUGCAGUUGAUAUCUUGGGGUGCUGGUAUUCAAGCUAUUAAAGUUCCAAAUCAAUCAGGAAUUUUAGGUGAUGUUGUUUUAGGAUUCGACGAUAUGGAGGGUUAUUUGAAGAACAGGUACAUAGGAAGUAUAAUCGGACGAGUGGUGAAUCGCAUUUCUUGUGCCAAAAUGAGGAUUGAAAACAAGAUUUACUGUUUAUCUCCGAAUGAUGAAAAUGGCGUUGACCAUUUUAACGGUGGCUUCGUUGGAUUUGAUAAUGUUAAUUGGAAUUCUUGCAUAAUGAAGAAGCAUGUGGUUAUGUCUCACGUAAGUCCAGCAAAAUACGAAGGAUACCCAGGAGAUAUGUUAACGCAGAUUAAAUAUUCUUGGACCGACGAUAAUCAACUUCUUAUGAAUAUUCGUGCUACUGCUACGCAACCAACUCCUGUUAACAUUGCUUCUAAUUGUUUGAUGAAUCUCGCUGGUCAUGCUGCUGGUUCACGCGAAUUGAAGAAACAUCUAAUUUCGUUGAACGCAGAUAGCUGGACACCUGCGGAUAUUAGGAACAAUUUGCCGACAGAUGCUAUACAUCCAGUUGAUCGUACAGUGUUCGACCUACGUUUACCGACUCAGUUAACCAAGAGGCGGCUUUACAUCGUACCAGGGGGUGGUUACAAUCAAAAUCUCUGCAUAAAUAGUCCCAGCAGUUGGUCUUACCGAUUUCACGCUAGAAUAAUUCACCCUGGUUCAGGAAGAACUUUAGAAGUAUAUUCGAAUCAUCCAGGACUGCAAUUUUCCACCGGAAACGAUUUGCCAGAUCCUGAUUGUAAUUAUCCACCUGAUUUUGAGGAUUACUGCGAUUGCACGGAUAAUGAGCCGAAAAUAAAAGAGCAACAAAAAGAAAUUUGGGGGAAGGAUGGUGUGCGAUAUCAGAGGCACGGUGGGUUCAUUUUGUCACCACAAAACUACCCCGAUGCGGUCAAUAUAAGCAAUUUUCCUCCUUGCAUACUUUAUCCUGGCCAGGUUUACACACACGAUGUAACAUAUAAGUUUGGUUUAUUGUCAGAAAAUUUAGAUAUGCCCACUUGAAUAUUUACU